Hibiscus syriacus is the source of this 2765-nucleotide messenger RNA. Its product is annotated as CSC1-like protein At1g32090. The transcript has 11 exons. Gene Ontology annotation, cellular component: plasma membrane. NCBI's taxonomy places the organism in Eukaryota, Viridiplantae, Streptophyta, Magnoliopsida, Malvales, Malvaceae. Bases 90 to 2522 code for a protein of 810 amino acids. The record is from RefSeq and is a predicted model, not a curated record. Gene Ontology annotation, molecular function: calcium-activated cation channel activity.
UUUGUAUCUUUAUCUUCUUUUUCAAAACUUUUUUCACAUCAUAUGCUUUGUUUUUCCUAAAGAUCUGCUUUUUGUAGUUUUCGUCUCCAAUGGCUACUCUUGGUGAUAUUGGGGUGUCUGCCUUAAUCAAUAUUUUGAGUGCAUUUGCGUUCUUGUUGGCUUUUGCUCUGCUGAGAAUUCAACCGAUCAAUGACAGAGUUUACUUCCCAAAAUGGUAUAUCAAUGGAGGGAGAGCAAGUCCGAGGAGGGGUGGGAAUUUUGUGGCGAAGUUUGUCAACCUGGAUUUCAAGACUUAUCUUACUUUCUUGAACUGGAUGCCUCAAGCUUUGAAGAUGAGCGAGACCGAGCUUAUCAAUCAUGCUGGCCUUGAUUCUGCUGUUUUCCUCAGAAUUUACACUCUCGGCUUAAAGAUUUUCGUGCCCAUAACAGUUGUGGCACUUGUUAUCCUUAUUCCGGUGAAUGUGUCAAGUGGAACAUUAUUUUUCCUGAGGAAAGAAUUGGUUGUGAGCGACAUUGAUAAGCUUUCAAUAUCCAACGUUCGUCCUGAAUCUAUAAGGUUUUUUGUUCAUAUUGGAUUAGAAUACUUGUUCACGUUUUGGAUAUGUUUCAUGCUUUACAAGGAAUAUGAUAACGUAGCAACAAUGAGGUUGCAUUUCUUGGCCUCAGAGUGUAGGCGUGCAGAACAGUUCACUGUAGCUGUGAGGAACGUGCCACAGAUUUCAGGUCGCACAAUAGCAGAUUCUCUGGAUCACUUCUUUAAAACCAAUCACCCUGAUACUUAUCUUUGUCACCAGGCGGUAUAUAAUGCAAACAAAUUCGCUAGACUGGUGAGGAAACGAGAGAGGCUUCAAAAUUGGCUGGACUAUCACCAAUUGAAAUUUGAAAGACAUCCGGAGAAGAGACCAACUAAAAAGAUAGGUUUUCUUGGGCUAUGGGGUGAAAAUGUCAAUUCCAUUGAUUUCUACAAACAACAGAUAAAAGAAUUUGAUAAACAAAUGGAACUAGAGCGCCAGAAGGUUCUCAAUGACUCCAAAUCUAUCCUUCCUGUUGCUUUUGUAUCAUUCAAAUCACGUUGGGGGGCUGCUGUUUGUGCACAGACGCAACAAAGCAAAAAUCCUACACUAUGGUUGACAGAUUGGGCUCCAGAACCCCGUGAUGUUUAUUGGCGAAAUCUAGCUAUACCAUUUGUCUCAUUGACCAUUCGGAAAACAAUAAUAUCAAUAUCAGUAUUUGCCUUGGUAUUUUUCUACAUGAUACCCAUCGCUUUUGUGCAAUCUCUUGCAAAUUUAGAGGGUCUUGAAAGAGUUGCUCCUUUCCUUAGGCCAGUUAUAGAACUGGGCUUCAUCAAAUCUUUCUUGCAAGGUUUCCUUCCGGGUCUCGCUCUUAAAAUCUUUUUGUAUAUACUGCCUACAAUUUUGAUGAUCAUGUCCAAGAUCGAGGGACAUAUGGCUAUAUCAACUCUUGAACGAAGAGCAUCAGCAAAGUACUAUUAUUUUAUGUUGGUGAAUGUGUUCUUGGGGAGUAUAGUGACUGGAACAGCUUUUCAGCAAUUGCACUCUUUCCUUCACCAACCACCGACCCAGAUCCCUAGAACCAUAGGGGUGUCGAUUCCGAUGAAGGCCACUUUUUUUAUUACAUAUAUAAUGGUUGAUGGAUGGGCUGGUAUAGCUGGUGAAAUUCUCCGACUUAAACCAUUGGUUAUUUUUCAUCUCAAGAACAUGUUUCUGGUGAAGACUGAACGAGACAGGGAAAAGGCAAUGGACCCGGGCAGUGUGGACUAUCCGGAAACUCUCCCGAGUCUCCAACUGUACUUCCUUUUGGGAAUUGUGUAUGCUGUGGUUACUCCCAUCCUUCUUCCUUUCAUAUUAGUCUUCUUUGCCUUUGCCUACCUGGUUUACCGUCAUCAGAUAAUUAACGUCUACAAUCCCCGGUAUGAGAGCGGUGCUGCAUUCUGGCCACAUGUGCACAGCCGCAUAAUAGCAAGCUUAUUGAUCUCUCAACUUCUAUUGCUGGGCCUUCUCAGUACAAAAAAGGCUGCCAAUUCAACUCCCCUUCUUGUUAUCUUACCCGUAUUGACCUUAUCCUUCCAUAAAUAUUGCAAAAGCCGCUUUGAACCCGCAUUCAGAAAGUAUCCACUGGAGGAAGCAAUGGCAAAGGACUUGAUGGAUCGGACCACAGAACCUGAUAUAAACUUAAAAGCUUUCUUAGCUGACGCAUACUUGCACCCGAUAUUCCGAACUUUUGAGGAAGAGGAGAUGGUAGAGGUCAGAGUUGAUAAAGUUAGAGUUGACAGACACCAAACUAAUGCUGAAACUGCCCAAACUAGAGAAGAUUUCAGUUCCUCCUCCCCGCCGCAUCAUGUACAUCGUCACUCAUCUCCGCCUCACCAUAGCUAUCAACCCACCUCCCCACCGCAAGACGUCUAUCUCCAUGGAAUCGCAUCCCAAUACGAGUAUAACCUCUCUUCCCCUCCCCAUUAUGGAUACCAUUACGAAGCAGAACCAUGGACCUCAAGGGACUAAUGCUUAGAAAGUGUUACCAGUUUGUGAGAUUUCUACUUACCACCAAGGACUAGGCAUUGAUGAUGGAGUCAUUUUCUUUUCCUAGAUAUGAACUUCCCCUCUGGUUGUAAUUUUUGAUAGUUUACUAGUGGAGUUACAGAGUCCAUGAUUUCCUUUUCUCGUUUGUUCGUACAUUAUUGAUUUGUCAAUGUAAAAUGUAUUGCUCUACAGCAGCAGAAACCAUUAGGUCUAAUUAUGCCUCCA